Molecule: messenger RNA, 6176 nt
Organism: Xyrauchen texanus (razorback sucker)
Lineage: Eukaryota; Metazoa; Chordata; Actinopteri; Cypriniformes; Catostomidae
Product: rho-associated protein kinase 2-like
Exons: 34
Coding region: 453-4907 (1484 amino acids)
Biological process (GO): actomyosin structure organization; Rho protein signal transduction; cortical actin cytoskeleton organization
Cellular component (GO): centrosome; cytoplasm; cytoskeleton
Molecular function (GO): Rho-dependent protein serine/threonine kinase activity; ATP binding; small GTPase binding
Source: RefSeq, a predicted model, not a curated record
UUUACUCAAAAAGCAGUAGAGUCAAAGAGACCAAGCCUUGAUUUCUACAUAUAUCGUCCACGAAGUUUUUUUCCCCACUGUAACUUUGAACCAGAGCGGGAGAGCGAAAGAGAGAGAGAGAGAGAGAGAGAGAGAGAGAGAGAGAGAGAGAGAGAGAGAGAGAGAGAGAGAGAGACUGACUAGCCUUUCUGAGCGUGUGGGUGACAACCUUUAAUUUUAUCCUUUUGGCGCAACCAUUUGGUGGCAUUUCCUCAAAAUAAUACACCAAACAACAUUAUUCCGUAUGUACGUGAAUUUUUGGGCUUCCAGGGAAAUCCUUCAAACAGAACUGGCCUGUCUUUCGUGUUGGAUUACGGCAGGCAGUGACAAGUUUGAUUCAGGCUUUUGAAGUCUCAUAAUCGCGGCGUGCAGUCUGAUGUUUACCGGGACCUCCACAACACAGAGCUGCUGCAAUGUCAACUGGAGCAGGAACGAGACUAGAAGCCCGGGUGAGAAAGUUGGAGUUACUGAUCAAGGACCAACGAUCACCGUUGAAUUUGGAGAGUUUACUGGAUUCAGUAACUGCUCUGGCCCUUGAUUUGAACCAUCCCAUUCUGAGAAAGAACAAAAACAUAGAUGCCUUUUUAAACCGAUAUGAAAAGGAUGUGGGCCACCUCAGGGAAUUGCAGGUUAAAAUGGAGGAUUUUGACAGAGUCAAGCUGAUUGGUCGUGGAGCUUUUGGUGCAGUGCAGCUAGUACGACAUAAAGCCUCUCAGCAAGUGUAUGCCAUGAAGCAGCUCAGUAAGUUUGAGAUGGUCAAACGCUCCGACUCCGCCUUCUUUUGGGAGGAGCGUGACAUCAUGGCAUUCUCUAAGAGUCCUUGGAUAGUGCAGCUGUGCUGUGCGUUCCAAGAUGAGAAGCACCUCUAUUUGGUGAUGGAGUUCAUGCCUGGUGGAGACCUGGUGAGUCUGACCAGCAACUAUGACAUCCCAGAAGAGUGGGCUAGAUUCUACACAGCAGAAGUGGUGCUUGCACUGGACGCUAUCCAUUCUCUGGGCUUCAUCCAUAGAGACAUCAAACCAGACAACAUGCUGCUUGACCGCAACGGGCACCUUAAACUCGCUGACUUUGGAACAUGCAUGAAGAUGGACUCGACUGGUAUGGUCCGCUGUGACACUGCUGUCGGGACUCCUGAUUACAUUUCACCAGAGGUUCUGAUGUCACAAGGAGGGACUGGUUACUAUGGCCGUGAGUGUGACUGGUGGUCUGUGGGUGUUUUCAUAUAUGAGCUGCUAGUCGGUGACACGCCGUUUUAUGCCGAAUCCCUAGUGGGCACCUACGGAAAGAUCAUGGAUCAUAAAAACAGCUUAACUUUUCCAAAUGACAUUGAAAUGUCUAAGGAUGCCGAAGACCUCAUCUGUGCCUUUCUGACUGACAGGGAGGUGAGGCUUGGCCGGACUGGAGUGGAUGAAAUAAAAUGUCAUCCCUUCUUCAAGAAUGACCAGUGGACCUUUGAGACCAUACGAGACACCAUGGCUCCAGUGGUGCCAGAGCUAAGCAGUGAUAUUGACACCAGUAACUUUGAUGAUGAUAUAAAGGAUGAUCCAGGAGGCACCGAGACCUUCCCUCCUCCCCGUGCCUUUACUGGAAAUCAGCUUCCGUUUGUGGGCUUCACCUAUUUCAGGGAGGACCAGCUGUUAACCCACAACAAUAAUGGUUCAGAGAAAGAGUCUGAGAUCUGCGGUGAUAGUCUAAUAGAGGAGUGUGGUUUAAACCAAUCCGAGUCCAAUGAUCUACAAAGGAAGCUGAUUAAGUUGGAGGAAAAAAUUAAACAUGAGAUGCAGGCAAAGGAGGAACUGGAAAACAAAUGCCGGACAGCAAAUCAGCGACUAGAGAAGUUGUCCAAAGAGCUUGAAGAAGAAAUGAAUGCCAGACAGAAGGCGGAAGACUCUCUGAGGGCACUGGAGAGAGAUAAAGCUUUGCUAAAACACCAGCGCUCAGAGAGUAUAAGAAAGGCCAGUCUGGAGACAGACAGAAAGCGUGUUCUAGAGGAUGAGGUGAUUAGCCUGAAAGAGCAGCUAGCCGAGCUGAAGAAGAAGAACCAGAAUUCUCAUCUCUCCACUGAGAAGAACAUUCACCUCGAGAGGCAGUUGGAGGAUGUGAAUGCUAAGCUUCAGGCUGAGGUGGACGAGUCGGAGAGGCUGAAGAAGGCCCAGGGUGAGGCAUUGAGACAGUCCCAGCAGCUGGAGAUCUCCCUCAGGGAGCUUCAGGAGCGUCUAGCCAAGCUGGAGAGCAGCAGGCUAGGUCUGGAACAGGACAAACUGAGCCUACAAACCUCACUGGAGGUGGAGAAGCGAGAGAGAAAUCUCAGCUCUGAGAUCAUCAACGACCUACAGAGUCGUGUCUGUGGACUGGAGGAAGAGUUAAAGCACAUGAAGAAUUCUCUCUUAAAGACUGAAGCAGAGAAAAGACAGUUACAGGAGGAUCUUACUGCCCUGGAAAAGGAGAAGAGCAAGCAGGAGAUUGAUCUCUCCUUUAAACUGAAAGCUGUUCAGCAGAGUCUGGAGCAGGAAGAGGCGGCGCAUAAAGCCACUAAAGCCAGAUUGGCUGACAACAACAAAAUCAACCAGUCCAUCGAGGAGGCUAAGUCUGAGGCCCUCGAAGAUAUGGAAUGUAAACUGCUGGAUGAACGAUCCGCAAAGCAACAGUUGGAAAGCAGGCUGAUGCAGCUGGAGAAGGAAAACUCAGUAUUAGACUGUGAUUACAAACAAGCCAAACAUGAGCUUCUGGAACUCCGCUCACUCAAAGGAAAACUCACCGAGGAGGUGGAGUUGUUGAGUGUGCGGGUGCAGCAGGAGACUCAAAGGAAGACUCUUUGUCAGUCUGAUAUGAAAUUGCAGAGGCAAGAGAUUAGCAUCCUGCACUCCUCUGAGAAACAACUCAAACAAGAACUAAACCAUCUGUUGGAGCUGAAACUCAAUCUGGAAAAACACAAUCAGGAGCUGCGCAGGGAGAGAGAAGAAAUGGAUGUACAACUAAAAGAGUUGAAGGACCAGUUGGAGGCAGAGCAAUACUUCACAAAACUGUAUAAGACUCAGAUUAGAGAGCUGAAGGAGGAGAGCGAUGAAAAGACUAAACUCUACAAAGAUGCUCAGCAGAGACUGCAGGACCUGCAGGAAGAGAGGGACUCGUUAGCAGCACAGUUGGAGAAGUGUCUGACAAAGGUGGACUCUGAGCAGUUGGCGCGCUCCAUCGCUGAGGAGCAGUACUCCGACCUGGAGAAAGAAAAGAUCAUGAAGGAGCUGGAGAUCAAAGACAUGAUUGCCAGACAUCGGCAGGACCUCAGUGAGAAGGACAAUACAAUCAGCUUGCUGGAGGAGUCGAACCGCACACUAACUGCAGAUGUUGGCAACCUGGCCAGUGAGAAAGGGGAGCUCAACAAUCAUCUUAAACAUCUACAGCAAAAGUUGGAGAGGGCCAGAGAAGAAGAAAAACAGAUGAAUGCUUUGAAGCUGUCCUAUGAGAAGCAGAUCCAGUCUGAGAGAACCCUCAAGAUACAGGCUGUAAACAAGCUGGCAGAGGUUAUGAAGAAGACGGGUGACAGGCCUCGGCAAGGCAACUUCACUGACAUCCGCAGGAAGGAGAAAGAGAACAGACAACUGCAGUCGCAGCUACGCACUGAGAGAGAAAAACUCAACACUGCUUUGAUUAAAUACCAGAAAGAACUCAAUGAAAUGCAGGCUAUGAUUGCAGAAGAGUCUCAGGUGCGACUGGAGCUGCAGAUGGCUCUGGAUAGUAAAGACAGUGAUAUUGAGCGUCUGCGAUGUCAGCUCACCUCUCUUAGCAUCCACUCUCUGGACACCACCAGUAUCAGCAGUACUGGCAAUGACCUUGAGCUAGAUGACAAUUAUCCAGUCCGUAUCACACACUCUCACACCUCAGAGUCUAUGUCCUUCACGUACCAGCGAAGCUCCAAGUCAGUGUGUAUUGAUACCCGGCCGUGCCGGAUCACCCCUCUGUUCCCCUCUGACUCAGAGGAAGAGGAGGAUGAGGAGGACCAGUGUAGGCCAAGGCCUGCCCUCACAUAUGAGAGGCCCACUGACCAAAAGCCUGCAGAUGCUAGUCUAGAGGGAUGGCUCUCAAUGCCUACCAAGAACACCAAAAGAUUUGGCUGGGAAAAGAAGUAUGUGGUGGUAAGCAGCAAGAAGAUCUUGUUUUAUGAGUCAGAGCAGGACAGAGAGCAAUCCAGCCCCUUCAUGAUUCUAGACAUUGACAAACUCUUUCACGUAAGACCUGUCACUCAGACAGAUGUGUACCGCGCAGACCCCAGAGAAAUCCCACGCAUUUUCCAGGUACUAUAUGCUAAUGAGGGAGAGAGCAAGAAAGAUGAAGUUGCUGUGGAACCAUUAUCAGCAGCUGAAAGGUCGUCGUUUAUCCCACACAAAGGUCACGAGUUUGUGCACACGCUCUACCACUUUCCUUCCAGCUGCGAAGCCUGUCCAAGGCCUCUUUGGAAUGUCUUCAGGCCACCACCAGCCUUGGAGUGCAGGCGCUGCCGGGUCAAAUGCCAUAAAGAUCACAUAGAUCGAAAGGAAGAGGUCCUUGCUCCUUGCAGAGUAAAUUAUGACAUGUCUACGGCAAAAGAGCUGCUGCUGCUGGCCAACUCCACACAAGAGCAGCAGAAAUGGGUCAACCGCUUGCUCAAGCAGGUCCCGCGAAAACCUGUAGCCCACACCUCAAUUUUAGCUAUAUCUCCUUCCCACUCCGAGGGAUCUCCACCCGCACUGUCCCCUCAACCCUCUCCUCACCUGUCCACCCGUUCCUCCCCUAGGAUGUCCCACAGAGGAGCCAUCAAACUGCAUUCCAACCGACAGCAGCACUCACCCAAGACCAGCCCUGGCCCCAUGCUCCGUAUCAUUCUUCACUGACUCUUCUCCUUUGACCUUUCACCUUUCAUUGUUCAUAUGUGUGGACAUUAACCUUGGUAAAGUCUGGAUAGGUGAUAAUCCAUUUGAGAACCAUUACAUCACAGAAGAGAAUGACAUACUGUUCAUGUUGGAAAGAGCAGGACUUCCAAGAGCCUAACAAGUAUAAAUGACUGGGGGGCCUUAUAUUUAAUACUGCACGAGCCAUAUAUCACCUAAAGGGUGUAGUUUACAUUUUAAGUCAUUAGAGUGUUUUGUCUCCCUUGACAUCACAUUCUUUAUAGUCAUUUUUUAAAAGUAAAAACAGUUUAAUAAUUAGAGGUUAUUUUCUAUCUCUGUACAAGCUUGUCAGUAAGUGUAGGUGUCAUUGUAUGUGUUUGAAGCAGAACAUACAUACUGUGGCUCCACAAUUAUAUGAUAAUCAAGUAUUCUAUCUAUUUUUGUUUGAAAAAUAAAAUAUCUAAUGGCACAAAUAAUUUUUAUCAUGCAUUAUAUCAAAGAAUACUUUAUUCAGGAGCCUGGGUAGCUCAGCAAGUAAAGACACUGUCUACCAUACCUGGAGUCGCAAGUUCGAAUCCAGGGCAUGCUGAGUGAAUCCAGUCAGGCUUCCUAAGCAACCAAUUGGCCCGGUUGCGGGGGAGGGUAGAGUCACAUGGGGUAACCUCCUCAUGGUCACUAUAAUGUGGUUCUCACUCUCAGUGGGGCAUGUGGCGAGUUGUGCGUGGAUGCCAUGGAGAAUAGUGUGAGCCUCCACAGGCGUUAUGUCUCCACGGUAAUGUGCUCAACAAGCCACGUGAUAAGAUGUGUGGGUUGACAGUCUCAGAUGCGGAGGCAACUGAGAUUCGUCCUCCACCACCUGGAUUGAGGCGAGUCACUACACCACCUUGAGGACAUAGUGCAUUGGGAAUUGGGCAUUCCAUAUUGGGGAGAAAAUGGACACACACACACACACACAAAAGAAUACUUUAUUCAAAUAGCUUUUCAAAGAGCCAUUAGAAAGAUUAAUUAAUUAUGUUUGCCAGAAGUAUCUGCUCAAAAUAUAUGCAUUCAAGACAUAUUAUUGAUAUGACAUGAUGCAAAAAUGCAAUCCAUAUCACAUUUUAGCAUUUUAUUAUAUGCUGACACAAAUAAAAGACUGAUAUUUUUGCAUAGUGGAAUAAAAAGACCUCCAAACCAUUUUCUGUACUUUAUCUAAGCAGUACAAUGUACACAUAAUUGCCAUUGACAAACUGUUGAAACAUGUUGUGAAAUUGUUAAUAAAAGUUUUAUUUG